AUGGCUUGCGCACUAUCCAUUGCCUCGACCACUUUGGUGGCUCAGUCUCUUUCUUCAGUCACAGGCUUUCGGCAAGCUGUCGCGUCGUCGUCUACGCUUCGGUCGUUCCCGUCUGCUCGACGUGCGGCUCCCUCGUUGAAGCGUGGUGCCCGUGCCGAGGUCGCCGUUCAAUUGGGUGGUGGGCCUGCCAGCGAGCACAACAAGGUAGCUGUGGGCGACAAGGUGCGGGUGUCCCAAUCCGUGAAGGUCUUUCAUGUGCCAGGGGUGAAGGAGUUUGAUUUGGAAGGAACGGAAGGGACUGUGAAGGACGUCCUUGGAGUGUACAAGGGAACUCCUGUGUCAGCGAACUUACCGUACAAGGUGGCGUUCGAGAUUGAGGUCAAUGGAGCCAAGAAGAAGUUCUUUGUUCAUUUCAAGGAUGAUGAGAUUGAGUUGUCGAUGAGCGAUCGGCGGCCGAUCAGUUUAGAGGAGGGAUGGGAGCAGAUGCGGAGGGGCAUCGACAAGCUCGAGAAGUUUCUGGAGGGCGUGCCGGACCAGCGCUUCACGCACGAGGAGUACAUCAACCUUUACACAAUUAUCUACAACAUGUGCACGCAGAAGCAUCCUCAAGACUACUCACAGCAGCUGUACGAUAAAUAUCGCGGGGCCUUCGAGGAUUAUAUCAGAGCCAUGGUGCUGCCGUCGCUGCAGGAGAAGCACGACGAGUUCAUGCUCAAGGAGCUGGUGCGGCGGUGGGACAACCACAAGCUCAUGGUGCGCUGGCUCUCGCGCUUCUUCAACUACCUCGACCGCUACUACAUCCCCCGCCGCCAGCUGCCCACGCUUAAGGAAGUCGGCCUCUCCUGCUUCAAGGACCUCGUGUACGAGGAGAUUCGGAUCAGCGUCAAGGACGCCGUGCUCGACCUGGUGAACAAGGAGCGCGAGGGCGAGCAGAUAAACCGCGCGGGGGUGAAGAACGUGGUGGGGAUAUUCGUGGAGAUCGGCAUGGACACCAUGGACAACUACGAGCAGGACCUCGAGGUCUUCAUGCUGCACGCCACCUCCGCCUACUACUCGCGCAAGGCCGCCUCCUGGAUCAUGGACGACUCCUGCCCCGACUACCUCCUCAAGGCGGAGGAGUGUCUGAAGAGGGAGAAGGAGCGUGUGUCGCACUACCUGCACGCGUCCAGUGAAGGCAAGCUGCUCGAGAAGGUGCAGCACGAGCUGUUGACGCAGUACGAGCAGCAGCUGCUGGAGAAGGAUAACUCAGGCUGCCGAGCUCUGCUGCAGGACGACAAGGUGGACGAUCUGUCGCGCAUGUACCGCCUCUUCUGCCGCAUCCCCAAGGGCCUUGAGCCCAUCGCCACCAUCUUCCGCCAGCAUGUGACGGACGAGGGCACAGCGCUGGUGAAGCAGGCAGAGGAUGCGGCCAGUAACAAGAAGGUGGAGAAGAAGGACAUAGUGGGGGCGCAGGAGCAGGCGUUUGUGCGCAAGGUGAUAGAGCUGCACGACAAGUACCUGCAAUACGUCAGCCACUGCUUCCUCAACCACUCGCUCUUCCACAAGGCGUUGAAGGAGGCGUUUGAGUCGUUUUGCAACAAGGGCGUGGGCGGCAGCACGAGUGCGGAGCUGCUGGCGACGUUCUGUGACAACCUGCUCAAGAAGGGCGGCAGCGAGAAGCUCAGUGACGAGGCCAUUGAAGACACGCUCGAGAAGGUGGUGAAGCUGCUGGCGUACAUCAGUGACAAGGAUCUGUUUGCUGAGUUCUACCGCAAGAAGCUGGCGCGGCGGCUGUUGUUUGACAAGAGUGCGAACGACGACCACGAGCGCAGCAUUCUCACCAAGCUCAAGCAGCAGUGCGGGGGCCAGUUCACCUCCAAGAUGGAGGGCAUGGUGACGGAUCUGACGCUGGCACGGGAGCAGCAGGCGGCGUUUGAGGAGUAUCUGGCGGACAACCCCGGGCACAGUCCGGGCAUAGACCUCACCGUCACCGUGCUCACCACCGGCUUCUGGCCCUCCUACAAGUCCUCCGACCUCGCGCUGCCCGCUGAAAUGGUGCGGUGUGUGGAGGUGUUCAAGGAGUUUUACCAGACGAAGACGAAGCACCGCAAGCUGACGUGGAUCUACUCACUGGGCACGUGCAACAUCACGGGCAAGUUCACGGCCAAGCCCAUCGAGCUCAUCGUCACCACGUACCAGGCCGCCGUGCUGCUGCUCUUCAACGCAUCUGAGCGCCUGAGCUACAGCGACAUCAAGAACCAGCUGAACCUCACGGACGAGGAUAUUGUGCGCUUGCUGCACUCGCUGUCCUGCGCCAAGUAUAAGAUUCUCGUGAAGGAGCCGGCUGGGAAGACCAUUGAGCAGAGCGACGUGUUCGCUUUCAACCCGUCCUUCACAGACAAGAUGCGGCGCAUCAAGGUGCCGCUGCCGCCGAUGGACGAGAAGAAGAAGGUGAUAGAGGACGUGGACAAGGACAGGCGGUACGCCAUAGACGCGUCCAUCGUGCGCAUCAUGAAGAGCCGCAAGGUGCUGGGCCACCAGCAGCUCGUGCUCGAAUGCGUCGAGCAACUAGGCCGCAUGUUCAAGCCGGACUUCAAGGUGAUCAAGAAGCGAAUUGAGGAUCUGAUUGCGCAGCUCGGCGCGCCUCACGCUGUCGUGUUUCCGUCCUCGUCGGCGCUCACCCGCGCGGUAAUGGUGGACCUGCAUCGCAACGGGCACAUGGAAGCCCUCAAUUCAGCCCUGUCGUCGCUGGCGUUUGACGCGCACCGCCUCUCCCCCUCGCGCUACAGAGACCUCCACAGGAAGUGUGCAGGAAAUUUCGAGCUGCUGCUCUCCACGCACUUCAAUGCUUCAGCGUGGCCCAUCCCCUCCUUGGACGCACAGGCCAAGCACGCACUGCUGCAGCGCCUGCUCAACCUCAAGGAGCAGGCCUUGUCGCGUGCACUGCAGCAGGGAUCAGUGCCGCUGCGGCCCGGACUCGUGGACUUUCUACAGGACGCGGUGACAGCUGGAGUACACGUGGCAGUGCUGGCAGGGCUGGCACGGAGUGGGGAGGACACGGCGAGGGGCGUGCUGAGGGGCAUGCCAGCGGCGCUGCAGCAGCGGGUGCACGUGGUGGGCGAGAGGGAGGCGAGGGAGAGUGCGUUCGGGCAGGUGGUGCUGGGAGGAGGGGCGUCAGCAGGCGUGGAUGAGGCACUGGCUGCGCACAUGGCUCAGGCUGUGUUGGUGGAGAAGAGGCGAAUAGCGGAGGAGGUGGCGCGCACGCUCAAGCUCACAGUGGACCUAGACAUCCCGACUGAGUCACAGGAGGGUGUAGCCAUGCUGCGAGCAGCAGCGGAGGUGGUGGGGGUGCCGGCGGCAGCGUGUGUGGUGCUGGCGGGGUGUCAGGGCACGGUGCAAAUGGCGGGACAAGUGGGCAUGACUGCAUGUGUUGUUCGCAGCAGCAUGACAUCAGGGGCGGAGUUCAGAGGAGCGCGAGCAGUGUUUGACGGCUUUGGUCCCGGCGCGCUCACUCUCCCACGCCUCCUGCGCAUGCUCGCCGCCGCUCCCACCAGCCCCCCAACGCCAUCCCUGUGA
This is a messenger RNA of Closterium sp. NIES-65, 3555 nucleotides long. NCBI's taxonomy places the organism in Eukaryota, Viridiplantae, Streptophyta, Zygnematophyceae, Desmidiales, Closteriaceae. The record is from the annotation of a GenBank genome assembly.